Tribolium madens (black flour beetle) is the source of this 1633-nucleotide messenger RNA. RefSeq lists its product as uncharacterized. Bases 99 to 1205 code for a protein of 368 amino acids. The record is from RefSeq and is a predicted model, not a curated record. The transcript is spliced from 2 exons. Lineage: Eukaryota; Metazoa; Arthropoda; Insecta; Coleoptera; Tenebrionidae.
UUGAAGUUUUUACGACAAUAUUUUUGUGUCACAUGCAAGUCACUGUCAAAUAAUUUAACGUUUUAUAAAGUUUCGAUUUAUCAAACAAAAUUCUAGUGAUGGUAAUAUCUCCUAAAACUUCUAAUAAACACAAUUUUAGAAAUGGACUAAAUAAAGAGAAAUGCAAUUUUUUAACUACUCAAAACAUAUUAAACAAUAAGCUAAAAUACGAUUGUAAUAUAAACAACCUGAUAAUGCACAAUGCAUCAAAAUUUCGUUUGCGUGGAGGCGGUGUAUUACAAAACCAAAUGUUUCCAAACAUGCCUGGAGGCAUGCCUAUGUGUUUUCAAACAAAUUCACCUGUAAUUUACAUGCCUUCAAUGCCAGACUUUCAACAACAAAAUGCCCCUGUUGUCGUAUGUUCACCUUUACUAAAUUCCUGUGGAGCCCCAACACUUAUAAUAACUCUUCCAACUGCUUCUACUGCUCCACCACCUGUUGCAACUCCUAAAAGAGUUCCACAAAUGCAAGUCGCCAGACCUGCACCAAAACGCCGUCUACAAACAGCACCAGAUCCAAACGUGAGACAAAAACUCGUGUUUGAUAGUCCUUCACCAACUAAGAAAGUUGAGUUACCGAAAGUGUCCCCAAGCGCCAAAAAACCGUCUAGAUUUUCACAUCUAAAGGGUAAACUUUACAUACAAGAUGGACAGAUCGUACCAUGGCCUGAGGGCGUUGUGGAAGGCACUCCCAUCUCACCACGAGACUACACACCUCUUCCUGGUGAAUCCUGGUUGAGAUAUACAGACGAGGUCCAAACUCCAAAAUCCCCUGUCCGCAUAAAACAAGGCUGUACCCCUCGUGGUGGACAACCCAAACAGAACCUCAUGGUCCAACCUGCACGGGCUAAUGAUUAUAAAGAAGAACAGAGACAUUUCCUGGGAGUUCCCGAAGAUAGUGGCAAGUUUGUAUCUCUGGGAUGCUCUUCGCUUUCUGACCCUAACGUCAGCCCGCAAGAAAUCGCCCAGCGUAUACUCGCCAUGACCGAAAUGCGAAAGCAAAAUGAUGAAGAUUUAGCAACUAAAGAUGCUAGAGAAAAAGCACUUAUGCUAAAACUCAUCGAAGCUUUGCAUUAUCGAAGACAGCGCGAGAUAAUGCAGAUGGUAAAAGAUGCGUUGGAGGGAAGAUUGCCUCUUGGUAUGAAAGAUAAUACUGCAAGGUUUUAAGUGCAUUGUAAUCUAGAGUCCCUUUGUCAGUUAAAUAAAUUACUGUCAAAAGUCAAAUGUUUGAGUUUUAAAAAAUAUUAAAUUAUUAGUAGUGAAAAUGGAAAGCAAUAAAGGACAGAAAAUAAUAAUUCCGAAAGGAGUCAUCAACCCUAGUGAAACGACGAUUAUUGAGAUACCUCGAUCUUUGAAAAAAACACCAGUUAUAAUAGCCCAAAGGCAAACUCGAGAAGCUAUGGAACCGCCAGAGUCGAACGAAGAGCGACCUUAUAGGAACAGAUAUUAUCCCGUUAUGAGAUGAAAUAAAACAAUUAUGUAAUGAAUUGUGUAAAUUUUAUUUUUAUACGAGUGUCUAAAAGUUAUUAAAAAAACUAUUCUAAAACACUUUGUUAAAAUUUUUACUUUGAAUAAAGUAUCUAUAAACAAAUGCA